Molecule: messenger RNA, 6103 nt
Organism: Ostrea edulis (European flat oyster)
Lineage: Eukaryota; Metazoa; Mollusca; Bivalvia; Ostreida; Ostreidae
Product: kinesin-like protein KIF27
Exons: 38
Coding region: 166-4374 (1402 amino acids)
Biological process (GO): mitotic spindle organization; microtubule-based movement
Molecular function (GO): microtubule binding; microtubule motor activity; ATP binding
Source: RefSeq, a predicted model, not a curated record
AGACAUGCGCAAUAAAUUCUUCCAUAUUUUUCUGUUGUUUACAUCGAAACGUACGAAAAGAAUGCGUUAGAGUGGCUAUACAUGCUACUUUGCAUACAGAACUGGGUAUAUAAUGAAGUGAAGAUGAGUUGAUGAUUUACUAGGAUUUAAGAUAAGGAAACAAAGAUGACAACACAACAGGAAGUGAAUGUCAGUGUCGCCAUCAGGGUGCGACCACUUCUGCCCAAGGAAAGGGUAUCUGGAGAAGAAAUGUGUGUGCGAGUUGUUCCAUCCUGCAAUCAACUGGUUCUGGGAAAGGAUCGAGGGUUUACAUUUGACUAUGUCCAUUCUCCCAAAAUAUCCCAGGAGGAAGUUUACAAGUCGUGCGUGGAAGCUCUUGUGAGAAGUAUAUUUGAGGGAUACAAUGCCACAGUUUUUGCAUACGGUCAAACAGGAUCUGGUAAGACUUACACAGUAGGAGGAGGGAACAUGAAUUCUCUGACCGAAGAAGAAUAUGGCAUCAUUCCCCGGGCCCUCAAAGACAUGUUUGAUUACAUGCAGGUCAAUAAAGAAGUGGAAUACUCAGUUAAAGUGUCCUACAUUGAGAUAUAUAAGGAGGAACUCCAGGAUUUGCUGGACAUUGAGACACCAGCCAACAAUCUGCAUGUCAGGGAGGAUGAUAAAGGCAACACUGUGAUAAUUGGAGCAAGGGAGGUUGAAUGUGAGAGCCUUGAUGACAUCAUGAGUCUGCUUGAGUCGGGGUCAGCCGUCCGACACACAGGGUCAACACAGAUGAACGAACAUUCCAGUCGCUCACAUUCUGUAUUCACAGUGAACAUAGGUCAGAAAUGGACAGAUAAUGAUGUCAUGGCAGAGAAACGAAAACAAAGUGAAAGUACCGAGUCAUUGGAAGAAGGAUCAUUAUCUUCCAAAGAUAUCACCCACACCAUGUUUGGGAAGUUUCACUUUGUAGACCUGGCGGGGUCAGAGAGAGCUCACAGAACAGGAAACGUGGGAGACAGGUUUAAAGAGUCGGUGCAUAUUAACUCUGGCCUGCUGGCCCUAGGAAAUGUCAUCAGUGCGCUGGGUGACCCCAAGAAGAAAUCCACCCACAUUCCAUAUAGAGAAUCGAAAAUCACAAGGCUUCUGAAGGACUCUUUAGGAGGAAAUGCAAAAACCCUCAUGAUUUGUUGUAUAAGUCCCUCAUCAGCCAACUUUGAUGAAUCUCACAAUGCAUUAAAGUAUGCCAAUAGGGCCAAGAAUAUUAAAAACACGCCCAUUGUCAACAGAGAUGUGCAGUCCAUUCGAUUUGAAGAAAUGCAGUGUGAAAUUAAGGCGCUGAGAGAGGAGUUAGUGAGACAAAGGACCUCCAUGCUGAGUAAUGGCGGUGGAGACUCGCUAUACAACCCAGAAAAAGUCAUACAGGAUGCUCAUCAAAUGAAGAAGUUAGAGGAGCACGUUAUUAGACUACAGACUGAGUGUUCCCAUUACAAGAUGAUAGCUGAGGAAGCAUACAGACAGCUGACUGAGAUCCAACACCGGGACAUUCUGUCCAAGAGUCAGGACGUGCGGCUCAAAGACUGGCUGGACCUGAUGGAAGAGAUUAAGAAUAAGGUUCCAGCCACUCUUACGAAGGAGGAAUUGGAAAACCAGACAAUUCGAGAUCUACAGACCCAGCUGAAAAAGUGCAGGGAAGAUCUCAAAAGUGAUGAAGAAAUCUUUGCUGAAAAAAACAAGGACUUCAAUGGACUUAUUGAGAGAAAUGAAGAACUGGGUAAUGUAUUAGAGGAGAGCAAUAAAAAACUGUCAGAGGCUGAGAUUCAAAUAAGGAAACAGGAACAACAGCUGAUUGAACAACAGAUUAAGAUUGAGGAGCUCAACAAAGCUCUCAAGGAGGAUCUCCAGGACAGUAUCAUAAUGACAAACCAGGAUGAUCUGUUUAGCGAGAGCAGUAUACUAGAUGAGGAAGCUGUGACGUCCAGCGCUCCGGCCGGAAUGACAGGCGGACAGAGACCCAAGUCUGUUCCUGUCCAGUUGUCUAGGAGACCAGAUGCUUACCCAGGACUUCGACCACCCUCCAGAAACAUUAAGACCAGUCCUGCUUUGUUCACGCUGGAGCGAGUGAUGAAGAGUUUCCGAGCUCGGAGUCAGUUGUUAGUGAGUCGCCUCGAGGACAGCGAUGAGGUCGUGCAUCAGACGUUUGAUGACGAGGAGGAAAAUGCUGCCAUUGGCAGCAGUCUUGGAGAUGGAAGUAAGUUUACAAGAAAGGGAACAUACAAAGUGAAGAAAGGCCCAGGAAAGGCAGAGGACAACAAGGAGAACAAUAGAGAUCAGAUGAAUGUCCCAACCAUCAGCAUCAGCAAACCAGCCAUUAGAGGCAGUGUGUCUUCCUCGGCGGGUGAUCAGCUGUAUGAGACAGUGGAAGAUCGACUGAGGAAGAGUAUUAACACACAGAGGAAGAUCAAGGAGACCCAGAUUAAGAUGUCUGAGGACCACCAGAAAAUGAGGGACCUCUCCAUCAACAUCAGAAUGAAGGAGCAGCUCAUUAGAGAGCUUGUAAAAUCAGGAAAAGAUGCUGAAACUCUCAAUAAACAGUACGCAGAGAAGAUCAAACAUCUGGAGAGGGAGAAAGGGAAGGCUCGAUCAGAGCUGGAUGAGACCCAGAAAGUGCUAACAGACCUGGAGUCGAACAAACACCAAGAGAAGAUUGAGAAACAGAAACUGCAGCAAGAAUACAAAAAGAAGAUUGAAUUGGCAAAAGCAAAAAUGUCUGCCAUUCACAGGAAGCAAAAAGAAACGGAAAAAAUUGCUAACUUCUCAGCACAGAACAGCAAAAAAAUUUCAGAUUUGGAGAUUCAGGUGGACAGAAUGAGACAACAACAGGAUCAGCUGCAGAAACGACUGAAGGAUGAAUCUGACAAGAAAGGGAGAUUAGAGAAAGAGAUGCUGAAGGAAGCUCAAAAGGUGAAGGAUCUUCAGAAGAAGAAUGAACAACAGCAGAAGUUGUUAAAGAAGAAGAACGAGGAGAUAGCAGCCGCCCAGCGUAAAUUGAGAACCGGAUCACUGCCCCCCAUACAAUUUGAUGACAUAGAGAAGAUAGAGGAACAGAAGAAGUGGCUUGACUGUGAAGUGGAGAAGGUGGUGGAACAGCGGAGACAGGUGGAGGAGCUGGCGGAGAUGCUGAAAAAGAGAGAGGAAAUUGUCCACAAGAAGGAAGGAAUACUGAAUGAGAAGAGUGAACUGGAAAUGAAGAGACUACGGUCUAGUCAAGUUAUCAACAAGAACAUUUUGACUGUAUCCUCCAAGUUGGAUACAGUGGACAGGAUGAUUGACGAGAAGAGCAGAGAACUAACUAAUACACCAUUCGAGGACCAGCAAAGGAUUAAGGAGGAACUGGGUCUCUUACAAGGAAACAGGGACACUCUGCAGAAGAAGAGAGGAGUCCUUGAGGAAAAACUGCAAGAUGGCAGGCUUCUGUCUCCUCAGGAGGAGAGACGAUUGAUAGAACUUGAUGAAGCCAUUGAGGCCUUAGAUGCUGCUAUAGAGUUUAAAAAUGACAACAUUAACAGCAAACAGUUAGAGUUCCGGCACUCGCAGAUUCUGUCUCAGAGUGAGGACUCGGUUAUGAAUCGAUUAAAUGCACUGUCAGCAGUAGAAACCAAAACACUACUGUCUAAGUACUUUGAUAAAGUUAUCAAUUUACGAGAAAAGGAGAGGAAAACAGAUCUCCAGUGCAGUGAAAUGGAGGUGAAGUUGGAUGAACAGGAGCGUUUGAUUCGGGAGUUGGAGGGUGCACUCCAGCGAGCUGCUGUGGAAGUGGACCGCCGCCUGACCAAGCAGCAGAGGGAGUAUGAACAGAAGAUGCAACUGCUGAUGCACCAGAUCACUACCAGCAGCACUGCCGUGGAAGACCAACCAGUGAUGGAAACCACAGAAACCAAAAUUCAUCGGUUGGAAAAGGAUCUGUAUUUCUAUAAGAAAACAAGCAGAGAUUUAAAGAGGAAGCUGAGAGAUCUAAUUGCAUCAGGGGCUAUUAAAUCUCAGGAAGAUAUGGGAUUGAAUUCUCUCCAGAGCUCAGUAGAUGAUCAGGAGUUUCCUCCCAUGACCAAUAACCACUCUCACAUUCCAAGCUCACUGAACAGAGAAAGAGAAAACCGUCCUCUUAGUGGGAGAAGUGAGGGCCACGGCUCACGGCCAAAUUCCGCACGAAAUGCCAUAGUGACACAUACCAGCAUUACUCCUGUAAAAAUAUCACGGAAUAAUCUCCGUCUAAUGUCUGAAAAGGAAGUCUCAGUUCGGAGGUCAAAUCUCAGUACCAGUCAGCAGAGUAUGGGAUCUCCACCCCCUCCCCAGGAUUCCCUUGACCCUGGUGGAGGCAAUAAUCCAUGGAGUUGAAGCUUUUAAUCAUCACCGUUUUAAUUUACAUGUAUGUGUUCAUUAUUUACAAGAAGUGGGUGCUGUCUAUACAAUGCCAUGAGUUAUCUCCCCUGACUAUCAGGAAGUUCUCCCUUGACCAUCGGGAAGUAUUCUCUUGACCAUCAGGAAGUUCUCCCUUGACCAUCAGGAAGUUCUCCCUUGACAACCAGGAAGUUUAAUUGCCAGAGAACUGACCAAAACUUGAAAUAAGGAGCAGGGGAUUAUAGACCAUUAAAAAGCUGAUUACAAAUCACAAUAUAUUCCCUCUUAAUGCAUAUGCAGUUUUCUGCUGUUUUGGCAUGUAUGCAAAGAAAUAAAUGUUGGCGAUCUGCUGAGUUACGAAAGAGUUAAAAAAAAAUUUUUUAAAGAGCACUGGCAAUAUUUUGGUGCCACAUAUUUAGUCAGAGCUCUCACAGCCUGUGGAUGAAUAUCACUAACUGUUACUAAAACUUGUAGAGUUGUCAGUGUAUACAGCUUUCAGUUCAUUUUUUGUUAAUAUCACAGUUUCUUGUCUAAAUCUGUUUACGUACAUUUUUAAAUCCAGUUUUAAUGUCUGUUUCAUUAUAAAAGUUAAGGUUAGGUUACAUAACUCUUUACUGCAGUUUUGUUUUCAUAUUUUUACAAAUAGGAAAAAUAAGACUGUAUUAAAAAAAAAUAAGACUGUAUACAUGUACAGUGGUUGUACAAGUAUUUUGAUUGUACAUUUCAAAUUGCACUGCCUUAUGUCUUGUAUACAUGUGCACAGUAAUACACAGCAAGUGACAUGUGGAGAAAUGGCAAUCCAGACAUGCACUGAUGGUGUGUACUAAAUGUUCAGUAUUGCAUGGGUUGUGUCUUAUAACUGUUGAUCAGAGUGCUCUCCGUCCUAUUCACUAAAAUAUUCUGUAUUUAUUGUAGGCCAUGUGGUGAACUAGUUAAAUAUUGGCAGCAAUGUUUGUCUCAACUAUCUCUUGGGCAGAGCCCAAGUCUUUUAUCCCUUCUAUUUUCUGUUUUGAGUACAAUAUGGAAUGUGGUUCUAACAUUCCAAUUGCAAACUGCCUUCAGUUGAAUAUACAGUGAAAACUGCCUAAUCCAACAUCUGUGAAAUCCGUGUCACUGGGCAUUCCAACCCUUAUUUUCAUCCUCAAUUUCAUAUGUUCAUUGUUUUUACACUAUUUAUUCUGACAUACUGUUGUAUUCUGACAAAACAGUUUCUUCCCAGUGCAUGUCGGAUUAGACAGGUCUCGCUGUUACAGUAGUAAAAAUACUGAAUUUAUGAAAUUUUAGUUUAUUUAGAUCUGUUUCCUUAAAGUCACAGGACCUCAGGAACUGAAUAACCUAACCCAAGUUAGAGUUGUGUUCAUGAUGGGAGUAGUUAUUUGUAAAUCAAAACUUUUUUGUUUCACAGGUUAUGCAUUGUUUGGUAUUUAGCUUGUAGUUUAUUAACACUUAGUGUUGCCAACAGUGAAGAAACGUGUAAAUGUUUAAUCUCGAGUCACUGUCUGUAUAAACCACCUACCAUGUUUAAUGCCUUCUUUGUACAGCUUAGUGACUCCAUUUGUGCACUAACUCACAUGUUAUGUGUUGUUGUGAGCUAGUGUAUAGUUUUUUGCAUAUAUUUACAUUUUUUAUUAUGCUUCAUUUAUAUCAUUUGAAAUUCAUCAUUACCAAGAACAUACAUGUAUGAUGCUAUAUUUAUUGAACAGAAAAUAAAAUCAGAAUCUCUUUA